GGUCACGUGACCCACACAAUGGCUGAGCACCUACUUCAGGCUUCCCGGCAACGCCAAGUGAAAGCCAUGACGGCCGCCGCGGGUUCGGCGGGCCAAGCCGCGGUGCCCCUGCUGCUGUGCGCGCUGCUGGCGCCCGGCGGCGCGUACGUGCUCGACGACUCCGAUGGGCUAGGCCGGGAGUUCGACGGCAUCGGAGCGGUCAGCGGCGGCGGGGCAACCUCCCGACUUCUAGUAAAUUACCCAGAGCCCUAUCGUUCUCAAAUACUGGAUUAUCUCUUUAAGCCAAACUUCGGUGCCUCUUUGCAUAUUCUAAAAGUUGAAAUAGGAGGUGAUGGGCAGACAACAGAUGGCACUGAGCCCUCCCACAUGCACUAUGCAUUAGAUGAGAAUUAUUUCCGAGGAUACGAGUGGUGGUUAAUGAAGGAAGCUAAGAAGCGGAACCCUAAUAUCACACUCAUGGGGCUGCCAUGGUCGUUCCCUGGAUGGCUGGGGAAAGGUUUCAACUGGCCUUAUGUAAAUCUUCAGCUGACUGCCUACUAUGUCGUGACCUGGAUUGUGGGCGCCAAGCAUUAUCAUGAUCUGGACAUUGAUUAUAUCGGAAUUUGGAAUGAGAGGGCAUUUGACAUCAAUUAUAUCAAGGUGUUAAGAAGAAUGCUGAACUAUCAAGGUCUCCAGCAAGUGAAAAUCAUAGCGAGUGAUAAUCUCUGGGAGCCCAUUUCUGCUUCUAUGCUGCUUGACUCUGAGCUCUUGAAGGUGAUUGACGUUAUAGGAGCUCAUUACCCUGGGACCCGUACAGUAAAGGAUGCUAGGUUGACUGAGAAGAAGCUUUGGUCUUCUGAAGAUUUUAGCACUUUAAAUAGUGAUGUGGGUGCAGGCUGCUGGGGUCGCAUAUUGAAUCAGAAUUAUAUCAAUGGCUACAUGACUGCCACAAUUGCUUGGAAUUUGGUGGCUAGUUACUAUGAACAGUUGCCAUAUGGGCGUUGUGGACUGAUGACUGCUCAGGAGCCAUGGAGUGGGCACUAUGUAGUAGAAGCUCCUAUCUGGAUAUCAGCUCAUACCACUCAGUUUACUCAACCAGGUUGGUAUUACCUGAAGACAGUUGGCCAUUUAGAAAAAGGAGGAAGCUAUGUAGCUCUGACGGAUGGCUUAGGUAACCUCACCAUCAUCGUUGAAACUAUGAGUCAUAAACAUUCCAUGUGUAUACGGCCACUUCUUCCCUAUUUCAAUGUUUCACAACAAUUUGCUACCUUCAUUCUUAAGGGUUCUUUUAGUGAAAUACCAGAGCUGCAGGUGUGGUAUACUAAACUUGGAAAACCAUCAGAGAGAUUUCUUUUCAAACAACUGGAUUCUCUAUGGCUCCUAGACAGCGGUGGCAGCUUCACGCUGGAACUGCGAGAGGACGAGCUGUUCACACUCACCACGCUCACCACCGGCAGCAAAGGCAGUUACCUGCUGCCUCCGAAGUCCCAGCCCUUUCCCUCUGUCUAUAAGGAUGACUUCAAUGUCGAUUACCCAUUUUUUAGUGAAGCUCCGAAUUUUGCUGAUCAGACUGGUGUAUUUGAAUACUUUAUGAAUAUUGAAGACCCUGGAGAGCAUCGCUUCACACUGCGCCAGGUUCUCAAUCAAAGGCCCAUUACUUGGGCUGCUGAUGCAUUCAACACCAUCAGUAUUAUAGGAGAUUACAAAUGGUCCAAUUUGACUGUAAAGUGUGAUGUGUACCUAGAGACCCCUGAGAAGGGAGGUGUGUUCAUUGCUGGAAGAGUGAAUAAAGGUGGUAUUUUGAUUAGAAGUGCCAGGGGAGUUUUCUUCUGGAUUUUUGCAAAUGGAACCUACAGAGUUACAGGUGAUCUAGCUGGAUGGAUCAUAUAUACUUCAGGACAUGCUGAUGUUACAGCAAAAAAAUGGUAUACACUCACUUUAACUAUUAAUGGUCGUUUCUCUUCUGGCACGCUGAAUGGCAAGCCUCUCUGGAAAAACGUCUCUGUGAACUUUCCGAAGAAUGGCUGGGCCGCGAUUGGAACUCACUCCUUUGAAUUUGCACAGUUUGACAACUUUCGUGUGGAAGCCAUACACUAGUACUCACAGAGUGCCAUAGAACACUCUCUGGAUUUUCUUUCUUUUUGGUUUUGGUUCAGAGCCAUUUCUGGUUUUGAGGGAUCAAUAUAGGAGCCUUUUGGAAGCUAUAAAUAAUGGAGAGUAAAUGAGGAGAAAAAUACAUUUUUGCUUCAUCAUCUGGAAGAUUUUUUUUUUUUAGAAUUCCAAGGGGAAACAGAUGAAUCUUUAAUAUGACCUGAUACGUCCCAUAGAUAGGACACUAGGUACGUUGGUCCCGUCCUGCAGAGUGGUUUGGGUGUUCAGACCUUGAAGCCUUGUGUUAAUGCUGAGGUAGCUCUCGUCAUCUUAUUUGCAUGUGAUCAUGCGGAUGACAAGGACUUGAUCAUCACUGUGAUGUAUCUGUUCAUGCUGACUGUGUGUCUAGUGAGCUGGUGUCCUCGUCAUGGGUAAUGCUGCUGUAACAGGAAGUUGAGGAACACUGGAAAUACUGCUUUUUUUGUUGUUGUUGUUGCUCGUAUUACCUUUAUUUUAUUUUUAUUAAAAAAAAUUUUUUUUAAACGUCUUUAUUGGAGUAUAAUUGCUUUACAAUGGUGUGUCAGUUUCGGCUUUAUAACAAAGUGAAUCAGCUGUACAUUUACGUAUAUCCCCAUAUCUCUUCCCUCUUGCGUCUCCCUCCUUCCCACCCUCCCUAUCCCACCCCUCUAGGUGGUCACAGAGCACCGAGCUGAUCUCCCUGUGCUAUGCGGCUGCUUCCCACUAGCUAUCUGUUUUACAUUUGGUAGUGUAUAUAUGUCCAUGCCACUCUCUCACUUUGUCCUAGCUUACCUUCCCCCUCCCCAUAUCCUCAAGUCCAUUGUGUAGUAGGUCUGCGUCUU
Molecule: messenger RNA, 2930 nt
Organism: Physeter macrocephalus (sperm whale)
Lineage: Eukaryota; Metazoa; Chordata; Mammalia; Artiodactyla; Physeteridae
Gene: GALC
Product: galactosylceramidase
Exons: 17
Coding region: 19-2076 (685 amino acids)
Biological process (GO): galactosylceramide catabolic process
Cellular component (GO): lysosome
Molecular function (GO): galactosylceramidase activity
Source: RefSeq, a predicted model, not a curated record